Molecule: messenger RNA, 1547 nt
Organism: Rattus rattus (black rat)
Lineage: Eukaryota; Metazoa; Chordata; Mammalia; Rodentia; Muridae
Gene: Pdha2
Product: pyruvate dehydrogenase E1 subunit alpha 2
Exons: 1
Coding region: 41-1216 (391 amino acids)
Biological process (GO): pyruvate decarboxylation to acetyl-CoA
Cellular component (GO): intracellular membrane-bounded organelle
Molecular function (GO): pyruvate dehydrogenase (acetyl-transferring) activity
Source: RefSeq, a predicted model, not a curated record
GGUCGUUGGAAGCCGCUACGGUCGUGCCUCACGUUUCUCCAUGAGGGAAAUGCUGGCCACUGUGCUGUCUCAAGUAUUUUCAGGAAUGGUCCAGAAGUCAACUCUCAGAGGACUGCUGUCAUCUCUUAAGUUCUCCAACGACGCCACCUGUGACAUCAAGAAAUGCGACUUGUACCUGUUGGAAGAAGGCCCCCCCACCUCCACCGUGCUCACCAGAGAGGAGGCCCUGAAAUACUACCGGAACAUGCAGGUAAUUCGGCGCAUGGAGUUGAAGGCCGACCAGCUGUAUAAGCAGAAAUUCAUCCGUGGUUUCUGUCACCUGUGUGAUGGGCAGGAAGCCUGCAAUGUGGGGCUGGAGGCAGGGAUAAAUCCCACAGACCACAUCAUCACGUCCUACAGAGCUCAUGGCUUGUGCUACACGAGGGGACUGUCAGUGAAGUCCAUUCUCGCAGAGCUGACUGGACGCAAAGGAGGCUGUGCUAAAGGCAAGGGAGGCUCUAUGCACAUGUACGCCAAGAACUUCUAUGGGGGCAAUGGCAUUGUUGGGGCACAGGUACCCCUGGGAGCUGGUGUGGCUUUAGCCUGUAAAUACCUGAAGAAUGGUCAGAUCUGCUUGGCUUUGUAUGGCGAUGGUGCGGCUAACCAAGGGCAGGUAUUUGAAGCUUACAAUAUGUCAGCCUUGUGGAAAUUACCCUGUGUUUUCAUCUGUGAGAAUAACCGCUAUGGAAUGGGAACAGCUAUUGAGAGAUCAACAGCCAGUACUGAUUACCACAAGAAAGGCUUUGUUAUCCCUGGACUGAGGGUGAAUGGGAUGGAUAUUCUCAGUGUUCGUGAGGCGACCAAGUUUGCAGCUGAUCACUGCAGAUCCGGAAAGGGGCCCAUUCUGAUGGAGUUGCAGACAUACCGUUAUCAUGGACACAGUAUGAGCGAUCCAGGGGUCAGUUAUCGUACACGAGAAGAAGUUCAGAACGUGAGGAGUAAGAGUGAUCCAAUAAUGCUUCUCCGAGAGAGAAUGAUAAGCAACAACCUCAGCAGUGUUGAAGAAUUGAAAGAAAUUGAUGCAGAUGUGAAGAAAGAAGUCGAGGAAGCAGCUCAGUUUGCUACAACUGAUCCAGAACCACCUCUGGAAGAUUUAGCCAAUUACCUCUACCACCAAAAUCCACCAUUUGAAGUCCGUGGUGCACAUAAAUGGCUGAAGUUUAAGUCUGUCAGUUAGAGAUUUGUUAAAAUUCUUCAGUGGGACAUUUAUGGUGAACUUUAGGACAUUUUUCAACAUUGCUAAUGAAGAAAAAAUAAAACAGCUUUACAGACAAAAGUCUUAUAAGCAUUUAUAAAGAUACAUUCUUGGGUUCUUAAAGGAAUUAGAAGAUAAAAAUUUGUUUAGAGAUGUUCCACUUUCUGUUUUAACAUUGUAUUGCAAAUAGUAUGAGUAUUUUUUAGAAUAUUUUAAAUAUAAAAUUAUAAUAAGAAAAACAGGUUAAAUUCCCCAAUUUGUCAUAAUAGUUUCAUUUGAAUUUUAGUUUUGAAAUAAACACUUAAAAGAAGUA